This is a messenger RNA of Oryzias latipes (Japanese medaka), 2399 nucleotides long. The record is from RefSeq and is a predicted model, not a curated record. Lineage: Eukaryota; Metazoa; Chordata; Actinopteri; Beloniformes; Adrianichthyidae.
AUGCCCACCAUAACUCACCGGGAGCAGAGGGAGGAAGAUGGUGUGGAAGACAUGACACAGUUGGAUGAGAUGCAUGAAGUGGCUGUACUGCUGAAUGUACGCAAAAGGUUUGAAAGAGAGCUAAUUUAUACCUACAUAGGCAGCAUUCUGCUUUCGGUGAACCCUUACAAGAUGUACAACAUCUAUGGGACAGAUAUGGUACUGUUGUACAAAGGUCACACUCUAGGAGAGAACCCUCCGCAUUUGUUUGCUAUAGCAAACGCUGCCUAUUCUAAAAUAAUGGAUGCCAAACAAAAUCAAGUCAUAUUAAUCAGUGGGGAAAGUGGGUCAGGAAAAACCGAGGCCACCAAACUUGUUCUCCGUUUCCUUGCAUCUGUUCAUCACUUGAACAACCUUGCACAACAGGUAAGCACGUCCAAUAUACUUGAGGCAACUCCUCUACUGGAAUCCUUUGGAAAUGCCAAAACUGUGCGAAAUGAUAACUCCAGUCGCUUUGGGAAAUACAUAGAGGUCUUUUUAGAAAAUGGUAUAAUCUGUGGUGCCAUAACCUCUCAGUAUCUACUGGAAAAGUCCCGAAUUGUGUUCCAGGCCAAAGAUGAGAGGAACUAUCACAUUUUUUAUGAGAUGCUGGCAGGUCUUCCUUCUCAGCAGAAGCAAGCUUUCUAUCUGCAAGAAGCUGAAACCUACUACUAUCUCAAUCAGGGAGGAAAUUGCAGAAUUAUGGGAAAAAACGAUGGAGAUGAUUUCAGGCGUCUGCUGUCAGCCAUGGAAAUCCUUCACUUCAGCCCAGAGGAGCAGUCUGCCAUCUUUAGAGUUCUGUCCUCCAUAUUGCACUUUGGCAAUGUCUACUUUCAAAGAUAUGAGAAUGAUGGCCAGGAGGUGGCCUCAGUGGUCAGCACUCAGGAGAUUCGGGUCGUGGCUGAGCUGCUGCAGAUCUCACCAGAAGGACUCCAGAAAGCCAUCACCUACAAAGUGACAGAAACUAUGAGGGACAAAAUCUACACACCUCUGACUGUAGAAAGUGCCGUUGAUGCUAGAGAUGCUGUUGCCAAGAUCCUGUACUCGCUUCUCUUCCACUGGUUAACAGAGAGAAUCAACGCUCGGGUGUAUCCCAUGCAGCACACACUCUCUAUCUCCAUCCUGGACAUUUAUGGAUUUGAGGACCUGGCCUUCAAUAGUUUUGAGCAGCUUUGCAUUAAUUAUGCAAAUGAGUACCUGCAGUUCUUCUUCAACAGGAUCGUCUUCAAAGAGGAACAGGAGGAGUACAACAGGGAACAAAUCCCAUGGCAGAACAUCACUUUUAGUGACAACCAACCCUGCAUCGACCUCAUAGCCUCUAAGCCUCAUGGGAUAUUGAGGAUUCUGGAUGAUCAGAGCUACUUCCCUCAGGCAACAGACCACACUUUUCUCCAGAAGUGUCACUAUCACCAUGGCAACAACCCUCUCUAUAUGAAGCCAAAGAUGCCCAUUCCAGAGUUCACCAUCAAGCACUUUGCUGGUCAAGUCACUUAUCAGGUUUACAAGUUUCUGGAUAAAAACCACGAUCAGGUCCGACAGGAUGUUCUGGAGUUGUUCAUUCAGAGCAGAAACAAAAUGGUUUCAAACCUUUUCUUGGCACAUGGAGAAGCCAUCAGCCAUUCAAGAGGAGGCCACAAGAGGAAGAGCAGCUCGGUCACCAGAAAGUACCAAGCUCCCACCGUCAGCAGCAAGUUCCAGCUGUCGCUGCUGGAGCUAGUUGAGAAGAUGGAAAGGUGCAACCCCUUUUUCGUUCGCUGCAUUAAGCCAAAUAGCAUGAAGCAACCAGGCAUGUUUGAGGACGACCUGGUCAGCAGCCAGCUGCGCCACUCUGGGGUCCUGGAAACAAUCAGGAUCCGUAAAGAGGGAUAUCCAGUUAGGAUGCCAUUCUAUGUCUUCCUGUUUAGGUAUAAGUCCUUGGUUGGACUUAAAGAGCUUCCAGCAGCAAAUGGGGAGAACUGUGUCAUUUUGCUCAGCAAACUGUGUCCUCUCCGGCCAGGAGUCUAUCAUGUCGGGGUGACAAAGGUGAGGUAAAAAGAAAUCUGCUUCUGAAGAUGGACAAAUUGCAAGUUGCACAAAUUGUUUACAUAAAUUGUCUUUGAGCUCAGUUGUUCCUGAAGGAGGACGUCUACCAGUUGUUGGAGUGUAAAAGGGAUCGAUCACGUGAACUGGCCGCUCUCACGUUGCAGCGCUACGUCCGCAUGUUUUUUGUCAGGAAGCGCUUCAUCGACUUCCGCAAGAAGAUCAUCAGGUUUCAAGCUCAGUGCCGCGGCUUCCUGCUCAGGUGAGACAGAGACGGUAAAGACCUUCAAAUGGUUUGAACCACAGCUAAUACUUUGAAUGCUUACUUUUUACUGCUCCACAGAGGUCAGUAGGUCAAAAAA